CUGGAGGACUGCAAGCGGCCCCGGCAAGCAGGCUAACAGGCUGGCAGGAAGGCAGGAAGGCAGGGAAGAAGGCAAGAAGGCAGGCGGGGAGGGAGGGAGGAAGGCAGGCUAACAGGCUGGAAGACAAGCUGGCGGAGAGGAAGAUGGCCGCGGCUGAGAGUAUCUUCAGGGCAGGUUGUGGAAGCAGGGCGUCCUUGGCCAUGUUGGACUAGUGUCGCCGCCCCGGUUCUCCUCCAGCCGGCCAUGGGCUCCCAGACUCUGCAGAUCCUCAGGCAGGGGGUCUGGGCGUCAGUCACCGGGGGAUGGUACUACGACCCCGACCAGAACACCUUCGUCAACGCGCUCCAUCUUUACAUCUGGCUCUUCUUGCUAGCUUUCCCCUUCACGCUCUACAUGGCUUUGCCAUCCACCAUGGUGAUCGUGGGAAUCUACUGCGGCGUAAUCGCCGCCAUGUUCCUGCUGCUCAAGACGGUCAACUACCGACUCCACCACGCCCUGGACGAGGGCGAGGUGGUGGAGCUCCAGGCCAAAAAGUCGCAGGAUGGCAGAGGCGGUGCCGAGGUGCCAAACAACGGCAAUGGAGGCAGUGGAGGCCGUCACCAAGACAGCAGCGGCCCAGGGGACCCUGGAGGGGGGAUGGAGAUGGUGGACUUCAUCAGGCAAGAGACUCCGCCGGUGGACUGCAGUUCAAGGAAUUCUUACAUUGGGAUAGAGUCUAACCAGCAGAUGCUGUCCACUCUGGGGAGAGCAACAGGAGCCAAAGAAGCGGGAAAGACAUCAGAUGACAUCAGCUUGACUCUGGUGGAGAGCUGCAGUCACGACCACGAUCUGCUCUCGGACACAAAGAUGUACUGCCUCGUUCCGAAUGACUCCUUCGCCUCGCUGCAACCCUCCACCUCCUUGUGUCCUUCCGAGCUGUCCAGGGAAGCCGCAGACCUCUGCGCCUCGGGUGCUUAUCACUACAGCCUGUCGUCCUGCGACACCGAGACCACCCUGCACACGUCCACACAGUCGCAGACCUUCAGGAAAGAGCCUCGUUCGCGGGGCUUGCCUCGGACCUCCAGCUCGGCGGGGUCCGCCUUCCCCGAUCCAGGUCUGCCGGACUUCACUCUCUAUCCGCAGCCCAGGAGGGGUGGCCUUGACACUGUGUGCGAGCUGGAGGCUGCCAGGCCCCACAGGCUCGGGCUGUGUGACAGGGAGGCAACCGAGCGUCUCUACCAGCAGGACCAAGCGGUGGCUUCCACCUCGGGAAUAGUAUGUUCCAGACAUAAAGACACACACAGGGUAGCUCGCUCCGUUUCCAGGGAAGCUGGGGAGGGCAGCUCAGGUCUGUACCAAGUGGAAAUAGCAGGAGGAAGUGGGAAAUGCUCCUCCGCGGGAGGCAAAUCCCGGCGGGGGGAGCGCAGUGCCGAGAGCCUGCGCAGCCUGAGUACUCGCAGCAGCGGCUCCACCGAGAGCUACUGCAGCGGCACGGACCGGGACACCAACAGCACUGUCAGCAGCUUCCACAGCGAGCAGACCAGCUCCACACAUGUGGAGAGCCUGCUCUCGCUCUCAGGUGACGAGCGGGCCCGGGACAAAGGGGACACGGGGUCCUCUCACACGGACCGCAGGACUUCAAUCACGGGCGACUCGCGAGGCGUGAGUAACCUUCCCUCUGGGGAGGCCAACAAGAACCCUCACGCCAACGAGCUGACUGUUAACCAGCAGGCGGACAGCGUCGUGUCUACAGAUCGGGACCUCCUUGAGUCCAGUGGCGCUGUGGAAGAGCCGGGCACCAGAACCAGUGCUGAUGGCUCGACUGGAGAGGCCUUGGCACAGCAGGGGGACGUGAAAGACCACAUGGAAUUAACGUCAGCCAACCUGGUUCACAGGACUUGCUCUCUGUCGACUGGCCGCGGUGAACGCAGGCGAACGGGCAAGAAAAGGGCAAGCAGCUUUGACGCCAGCCGCCACCGGGACCACAUGUCCAUGCGCGGACUGGCCAAGCCUUGUAGUGCUGUGUUUGCUGGGGGUGGAGAGGAGGACUCCAGCGAUCAGAGUGAACUCAGCUGUGCCUCCAGUCUCCGCUCCGCCCACCACCUGAGCACGGACAGCUCGUCCAGUGCCACCUCGCGCUCUUGCCACUCACCAGAGGGGCGCUACCGGGCUCUGAAAACCAAGCACACUGCAACCUCGUCCUCCUCCGUGUUAAAAUCCGCAGCAGCAGCUUCGGAGGCGGUAGCACGACCUGGAGGGAGGCGACGUGCCUCCCGGCGUACCCUCGGCACAGGCAGCGCCAAAACGCACGCCCGGGUGUUGAGUUUGGACAGUGGUACCGCCGCCUGCCUUAACGACCCCACUCGCCUUGGAGCUCCUAUCGGGCCUCGGCCGCUCACCACCUCCAAGUCGGACCUGGAAGCCAAAGAAGGGGAGGUCCUGGACGCGGCGUCCCUCCUGGGCCGGGCCUCCCAGCUGGAGUCGGUGACCCGCUCCAGGAACAGUCUGCCCAGCCAGGCCGUCUUCUCAGAGCCUCAGGACGCCACUGCUGCUUGCCUGCGGGCCCCGGCCGGCGAGGAGACGGUGGUAUUUCGGCGUGAACGUAGCACGUUUCGCCGGCAGGCGGUGCGGCGGCGGCACAACGCCGGGAGUAACCCCACGCCGCCCUCCUCCCUCAUUGGAUCUCCUCUCAGUCUUCAGGAGGCCCUAAGCCAGGCCUCCCAGUCUUGCGCUUCCCAGGUGAAAAGUCAGCCAUCUCGAACCUCGUCCCAGGUGACAGUGCUGAGCACCAGCGCCUCCCUGCUGGCCAGGAACGGAAGCACGCACCUGGACGGCUCUCAGGACAAGGCCUCCACUGUGGGCGCCACCAGCUUGCAGGACGACCUCGGAAAACUCACGCCCUCCUUGUACGAGGCUGCCGGCUGCGACCUGUCCCUGGUAAAUUUUGAGCCUGCGACCAGACGAGCCUCCAACAACAUUUGGGACACUGACUCCCACCUCUCCAGUUCUACCUCAGUUCGUUUCUACCCUCAUGACCUGCUCUCCCUCCCUCAGAUCCGCCUGAACCGCCUCCUGACUAUGGACCCGGAGCUUCUGGAGCAGCAGGAUGCUGACCUGAGUCCGGAACUACAGGAUGCGCCGCUGGGCCAAGGUGACGCAGCUGCCCACGUGGCCGCUGGCAAAGCCAAGCAGUAUUACCGCCUGUGGCUCAUGCCUUACCUGUGGGUUGGUCUGCACUUUGAUCGCCUCACACUGCUGGCGCUGUUUGACCGGAACCGUGAGGUUCUGGAGAACGUGCUGGCCGUGGUGCUCGCAGUUUUGGUGGCUUUUCUAGGCUCAGUGUUGCUGGUUCACGACUUCUUCACUGACAUUUGGGUCUUUCAGUUCUGCCUCGUCAUCGCAAGCUGCCAGUAUUCUUUACUGAAGAGCGUCCAACCAGACUCCUCCUCUCCUCGACAUGGCCACAACCGCAUCAUAGCAUACAGCCGGCCCGUCUACUUCUGCCUGUGUUGUGGCUUCAUCUGGCUGCUUCACUACACCAGCCUGAGGACCAGCUCUUCACGCUUCACGCUGUACGGCGUGGCGCUCACCAGCUCGCUCGUCCUGGCCUCCGCAAGGGACCUGGUCAUAAUCUUCACGCUGUGUUUCCCCAUCAUCUUCUUCAUGGGUCUGCUGCCGCAGGUCAACACGUUUGUCAUGUAUCUCUUUGAACAGCUGGACAUCCACAUCUUUGGUGGCAAUGCCUCCACAAGCCUACUGUCGGCGCUCUACAGCUUUCUUCGCAGCGUGGUCACCGUCACGCUGCUGUACGGUUUCUGCUAUGGCGCCCUGAAGGAGAGCUGGGAGCCUCAACACAUCCCCGUGCUCUUCUCUGUCUUCUGCGGCCUCUUGGUGGCGGUAUCGUACCACCUCAGUCGGCAGAGCAGCGACCCGUCCGUCCUCAUCUCCCUGAUACAGUCAAAGAUUUUGCCCAAUUUGAGGGACAGCAACCCAGAAGACCCUCUGUCAGAAGUCCAGGACCCUCUACCUGAGAAGCUGAGGGCCUCGGUGAACGAGCGUCUGCAGUCCGACCUGAUCGUCUGCGUGGUCAUCGCCGUGCUUUAUUUCGCCAUCCAUGUCAGCACCGUCUUCAUCGCCCUGCAGCCUUUCCUGAGCUACGUGUUGUAUGCUCUGCUGGCCACGGUGGGCCUGCUCACACACUACCUGCUGCCUCAGGUGCGCAAGCAGCUUCCCUGGUACUGCUUCUCACACCCGCUGCUCAAAACCAAGGAGUACUAUCAGUUUGAAGUCAGGGAUGCGGCUCACGUGAUGUGGUUUGAGAAGCUUCACGUGUGGCUGCUCUUCAUCGAGAGGAACAUCCUUUAUCCGCUCGUCAUCCUUAACGAGCUGAGUGGCAGCGCCAGAGAACUGGCCAGUCCAAAGAGACUGGACACAGAGGUGGGUGCACUGAUGAUCACUGUGGCGGGCCUCAAGCUGCUGCGCUCCUGCUACAGCAGCCCCACCUAUCAGUACGUCACCAUCCUCUUCACCGUGCUCUUCUUCACCUUUGACUACCGACAUCUGUCAGAGACGCUGCUGCUUGACCUCUUCCUCAUGUCCAUUGUCUUCAGCAAGCUCUGGGAGUUGUUCUACAAGCUGCACUUUGUCUACACCUACAUCGCACCCUGGCAGAUCACAUGGGGCUCCGCCUUCCACGCCUUCGCUCAGCCCUUCGCCGUGCCUCACUCGGCCAUGCUUUUUGUGCAAACGUUAGUGUCAGCAAUCUUCUCCACCCCCCUCAACCCCUUCCUAGGCAGCGCCAUCUUCAUCACAUCCUACAUGCGACCUGUCAAGUUCUGGGAGCGGGACUACAACACCAAAAGAGUGGAUCACUCCAACACCCGGCUGGCCUCGCAGCUGGACAGAAAUCCAGGCUCUGAUGACAACAACCUCAACUCCAUCUUCUACGAGCACCUGACCCGCUCGCUGCAGCACAGCUUGUGUGGUGACCUGCUGCUGGGCCGCUGGGGCAACUUCAGCACCGGCGACUGCUUCAUCCUGGCCUCCGACUACCUCAACGCCCUGGUGCACCUGGUAGAGAUCGGCAACGGCCUGGUCACCUUCCAGCUCAGAGGGUUGGAGUUCAGAGGCACCUACUGCCAGCAGAGGGAGGUGGAGGCCAUCACGGAGGGCGUGGAGGAGGACGAGGGCUGCUGCUGCUGCGAGCCGGGCCACCUCCCCCACAUCCUGUCCUUUAACGCCGCCUUCGGCCAACGCUGGCUAGCGUGGGAGGUGCUGGUUACCAAGUACGUGCUGGAGGGUUACAGCAUCACCGACAACAGCGCCGCCUCCAUGCUGCAGGUGUUCGACCUGCGCCGCAUCCUCACCACCUACUACGUCAAGGGUAUCAUCUACUACGUGAUCGCCUCGCCCAAACUGGAGGAGUGGCUGGCCAACGACACAAUGAAGGACGGCCUGCGAGCGUGCGGCGAGAGGAACUACGUGGACCUGGAUCCAACCUUUAACCCCAAUAUCGACGAGGACUACGACCAUCGGCUCGCCGGUAUCUCCAGGGACAGCUUCUGCAGUGUCUACCUGGGCUGGAUCCAGUACUGCAACUCUCGUAGAACCAAGCCGCUGGAGAGUGACAGAGACUCUCCUCUGGUGCUGCUCUGCUUGGGCCUGUGUGUGCUGGGCAGGAGAGCGCUCGGAACAGCAGCUCACCACAUGUCCAGCAACCUGGAGUCUUUCCUCUACGGGCUCCACGCUUUGUUUAAAGGAGAUUUCCGCAUCUCUUCGGUGCGAGACGAGUGGAUCUUCGCAGACAUGGAGCUGCUCAAGAAAGUUGUGGUGCCCGGCAUACGGAUGUCCCUCAAACUCCACCAGGAUCACUUCACUUCCCCGGACGAGUAUGACGAGCCGGCAGUCCUCUUCGAGGCCAUCUCCUCGCACCAGCAGAACCUGGUCAUCGCUCACGAAGGCGACCCGGCCUGGAGGAGCGCCGUGCUCUCCAACGCCCAGUCUCUCCUCGCCCUGCGCCACGUCCUGGAUGAGGGCACCAACGAGUACAAGAUCAUCAUGCUCAAUCGCCGUUACCUCAGCUUCAGAGUGAUCAAGGUCAACAAAGAAUGUGUCCGAGGUCUGUGGGCAGGCCAGCAGCAGGAGCUGGUCUUCCUCAGGAACAGGAACCCGGAGCGCGGCAGCAUCCAGAACGCCAAGCAGGCGCUGCGAAACAUGAUCAACUCGUCAUGCGACCAGCCCAUCGGAUAUCCCAUCUACGUGUCGCCGCUCACCACCUCCUACUGCAACUCCCACCCCCAGCUGGGCCACGUCCUGGGCGGGCCCAUCAGCGUCGCCAACAUCCGCAACUUUGUGGUCAGCACCUGGCACAGGUUGGUGUUGCCGCCUGGCUUGUGGGACGCCACGCUAGACGGCUUUUCACCCGACCGUCUUUUCUCCUUCAGAUUGCGAAAAGGCUGCGGCGCCGGCUGCAACAGCGGAGGUAAUAUCGAGGAUUCUGACGCCGGCGGGCUGUCCUGUGGCAGCGGCAACGGGAACGGCGCCGACUCUCAACAGAGCUCAAUGUCGCAGGGCGGGACUUCUGGCCCCGCCCCCUCGCACUCGUACCAUCCUCACGGUCUAGGCUCCAGCCAGAGUUCCCAGUCGGUCCAGUCCAGCCUGGUCCGCCACUCCCCCGCCCGAGCCUCCAUGGCCAGCCAGUCGUCGUCGUACCGCUACAGCAGCAGCCGCCACUCCUCGCUGCGCACGUCCGCCACGGGCCUGGAGCCCUGUCGUCGCUCCUCCACCAGCCAGCUCUCCUUGCGCACUCUCCCCACCUCCCUGCAGCUGCGGCUGGGCUCCACGUCCGACCCCGCCGGCCCCACCGCCUCCCUCUCCAGCCACAGCAUCCCACCUUGCAAGCGCCACACGCUGGUGGGCCUCCUAGGCAGCGACGGCUUGUGUGGCGUGGUGACGGAUCCCCUCAGCCAGCAGCAGCACCACCAGCACCAGCAGCAUCAUCAUCAUCAUCAUCAUCCUCUCCACCCGCAGCAACACAACCCGCUGGUCUCCACCGUGAGGAGGGACGACAUCUCCUACAGAGUGCAGAUUAUGGACCUGAGUCAAGUGCUGGAGAACAUCAACGUGUCCAAACGCAAAGAACUCCAGUGGCCUGACGAGACAGUGAGACUCAGGGCGGGGAGGACCUGCUGGAGGGACUGGAGCCCCCUGCAGGGCAUGGAAGGACAUGUGAUUCACCGCUGGGUGCCUUGUAGCCGAGACCCAGCCAGCCGCUCCCAUACGGACAAGACCAUCCUGCUGGUACAGGUGGACGAUAAGCUCGUGCCCGUUGUGGAGACCGGGGUCAUUGAGUUGGGAGCGGAGGUUUGAGGUCAAGAAAAGAAACAUGUCCAGUGACAAGCACAGAACCAGGCCAGGCGUACCUCCGCAUGGACAGGAAAAAAGGACGAGGGGGAAAAAGGACGAGGGGAAAAAGGACGAGGGGGAAAAAGGACGAGGGGGAAA
Molecule: messenger RNA, 7482 nt
Organism: Nerophis ophidion (straightnose pipefish)
Lineage: Eukaryota; Metazoa; Chordata; Actinopteri; Syngnathiformes; Syngnathidae
Gene: pcnx1
Product: pecanex 1
Exons: 35
Coding region: 244-7347 (2367 amino acids)
Cellular component (GO): membrane
Source: RefSeq, a predicted model, not a curated record